AUGGCCCCACAGCAAACAGGUAGCAGGAAGCGGAAAGUGCCCGUCAUCGAGGAGGCCGCCGAGAGCUCCUGGUUGCAGGAAGUGGCGCCGGCGGACGGCGAGGGCAUGCUACUACCCAAAAAGCAGAAGCGGCAGGCAACGCGGCCUUCGCUGGUGCACUACCUGAAGGGCCGCGAGGUGGGCGCGCGGGGUUGCGCGGGGCUACCGAGCUUCGAGGGCGAGCUGCGCGGCUACGCGGUGCAGAAGCUGCCCGAGCUGCUGCGCGAACGGGAGCUGGUCCUAGGUCCCCUCAACAAGGUGUUUGCUUCGCAGUGGCUGAACGCCAGGCAGGUGGUGUGCGGCACCAAGUGCAACACGCUCUUCGUGGUGGACGUGCAUUCGGGCCAGAUCACGCGAGCCGGACUGGCCCGGGCCCAGCCGAGCUGCGGCAUCCACACCAUUGAACUGAAUCCCUCCAAGACGCUUCUGGCCACCGGCGGCGAGAACCCCAACAGCCUGGCUGUCUACCAGCUACCCACCCUGGACCCCUUGUGCCUGGGUGACCGCCACGGCCAUAAGGACUGGAUCUUCGCCAUCGCCUGGAUGAGUGACACAGUGGCUGUGAGCGGUUCCCACGACGGCACCUUGGCGCUAUGGAAGAUGGAUCCCGACAUGUUUAGUGGCAGCAUCGCCUGGCACAAUGACGCGGGACUCCCGGUGUAUGCCCACACCCGUCCAAGGGACGUGGAGACCAUCCCUAGGGCGAGCACCAACCCCAGUAACCGCAAGGUGCGGGCCCUGGCCUUCAGUAGCAAGAACCAGGAGCUGGGAGCAGUGUCCCUAGAUGGCUACUUCCACCUGUGGAAAGCCCGGAGCACCCUGUCCAGGCUGCUGUCCAUCAGGCUGCCCUACUGCCGGGAGAACGUGUGCCUGACCUACUGCGAUGAGUUGUCCCUGUAUGCGGUGGGCUCCCAGUCCCACGUCUCCUUCCUGGAUACGCGCCAGCGUCAGCAGAACAUCCGGCCCCUGCGUUCCAGAGAGGGCGGCACUGGCGUGCGCUCCUUGAGCUUCUACCAGCACAUCAUCACGGUGGGCACCGGCCAUGGCUCCCUGCUCUUCUAUGACAUCCGCGCCCAGAAGUUCCUGGAUGAGAGGGCCGCGGCCAGCCUGGACUGCUCUCCUCUGGGUCCUGCAGGGAAGAAGCUCAAGCUCACCUGUGGCAGAGGCUGGCUCAACCACGAUAACCUGUGGGGGAACUACUUAGGUGGCAUGGACGAGUUCCCCAAUGCGCUUUACACCCACUGCUACAAAUGGCCUGAGAUGAAGCUCUUCGUGGCUGGGGGACCUCUGCCUUCAGGCCUCCAUGGGAACUACGCAGGCCUCUGGAGCUAA
Molecule: messenger RNA, 1371 nt
Organism: Hipposideros armiger (great roundleaf bat)
Lineage: Eukaryota; Metazoa; Chordata; Mammalia; Chiroptera; Hipposideridae
Gene: DCAF12L2
Product: DDB1 and CUL4 associated factor 12 like 2
Cellular component (GO): Cul4-RING E3 ubiquitin ligase complex
Molecular function (GO): protein binding
Source: RefSeq, a predicted model, not a curated record